AGCUCUUACACACGAACAGUCACGGCUCUGUACUUUACUCACUCCACUAUCUCAUUUUAUCUGGUAAACAAUCUGCAUCGAUGUCUACAUUCGCAGAUAUACAAUAUGACCAGGUGGAUCUUGAGCAAUGCCAUGCCAUGCAAUUAGAAGAAUGGGAGGUCCUGGAGUCCAUAUAUCCAGACUGUUGUAUCUCUAGCGAUUUCUCGACCAGAUACAUUAAAUUGGAGAUCCCCGUAGACCUCGGAGACUCGAGGAGUGUUGCGGUCACAAAUAACAAGAAUUUAUCUGCUUUAUUUCCCACAGAGCUCGCCCAGGAGAUAUCAAACAGCAUCGAGCUUUAUGACCAGCUAUCAUCUUUACCACCCGUCUUGCUGCAUAUCAGCUUACCGGCCGCUUAUCCUGUCUAUGCACCGCCUGAAAUCAUUUCACUGCAAGUGACGCAUUCCUGGAUACUUCAAGUCAACGAACUGCAGGCAAAGCUUCUAGAGAUGUGGCAAUCAGGAGAGGGUAUCCUCUAUAAUUGGGUAGAAUGGAUACGCAGCGCAGAAUUUCUACCGAGUAUGAAUGUCACAGAGGAUGAUUUUAGCACACUCCACAUUCCACACCCUGCGCCUCAAUUACUCCUCCCACUCCUCAAAGCUCACGAUACAGCCUCUAAAUCAGUGCAGUUCUCACAGAAUGCAUACACGUGUUCUGUUUGCUUGUCAUCUUAUAAAGGUGCUCGGUGUCUUCAGCUCUCCUGUUCUCAUAUCUUUUGUCGCGGCUGUCUGGAGGAUUUCUGGGGAUUGUGUAUUACCGAAGGGGACAUUGGUCGAGUGGGGUGCCCAGAUCCCGCUUGUGUGAAGAAUAACAGAGAAGCGGACGAGGAAGAAGUAAUGAGGGUAGUGUCAGAAAGUGAUUUAAAGCGAUGGAAGUGGUUGCGGCAGAAACGUGCCCUUGAACAAGAUCCUACCAUGAUUCAUUGCCCAAUGCAAUUUUGCCAGACACCCGUCCCAAAACCAAAGGCUACCGGCGAUGAAGAUUCUGGGUGGGCCCGCCUACGAACAUGCCAGGCCUGUGACUAUUCUUUUUGUGCGUUCUGCAGGCGCACUUGGCAUGGACCACUGUCCGAAUGUCCAAUUUCCUUUACGGAGGUAUUCAUCAUCAAGUAUAUGGCCCUACCUGAAAAUUCUCAGGGCCGCCAAGAUAUUGAGCGCCGUUAUGGUGCAUCUAACGUACGCAAAUUAAUUGCGAAAUACGAGGAGGAGCAAUCGAACAAGAAAUGGCUUGAAAGCUCCACGAUGGGAUGUCCAGGAUGUCAUGUACACGUAGAAAAGUCUCUUGGGUGCAAUCAUAUGACGUGUGCCAAGUGCAAGCAGCACUUUUGUUAUCGCUGCGGAGAUAAACUCCUCGCGAGUAAUCCUUACCUUCACUUCUCGACACCAGGGCAACCUUGUUUCUCAAAGCUAUUUGAUUUUACGAGUGUCGAUGACGAGUGGCAACCAGUGGAAGGAUUUGAUGCGCUGUGAGAUAGCAACUGUUCGUUGUUAUAAUUCAUUUUUCAAGCUGAGGAAACAUAUUUAUGCAUCAAUACACAAGAGGCCCAGAGGGCAACCACACACUAUACAUGUACUUUACAAACUACAAUCAUCCUCAUGUUUACAAAC
Messenger RNA from Serpula lacrymans var. lacrymans S7.9, 1646 nucleotides. RefSeq lists its product as uncharacterized. Bases 81 to 1508 code for a protein of 475 amino acids. The transcript has 6 exons. Gene Ontology annotation, molecular function: ubiquitin protein ligase activity; ubiquitin conjugating enzyme binding; zinc ion binding. Lineage: Eukaryota; Fungi; Basidiomycota; Agaricomycetes; Boletales; Serpulaceae. The record is from RefSeq and is a predicted model, not a curated record. Gene Ontology annotation, biological process: ubiquitin-dependent protein catabolic process; protein polyubiquitination; positive regulation of proteasomal ubiquitin-dependent protein catabolic process. Gene Ontology annotation, cellular component: cytoplasm; ubiquitin ligase complex.